This is a messenger RNA of Telopea speciosissima, 6143 nucleotides long. Its product is annotated as DDB1- and CUL4-associated factor homolog 1-like. The record is from RefSeq and is a predicted model, not a curated record. Gene Ontology annotation, biological process: protein ubiquitination. Gene Ontology annotation, cellular component: Cul4-RING E3 ubiquitin ligase complex; nucleus. The coding region runs from base 86 to 6058 and encodes 1990 amino acids. Gene Ontology annotation, molecular function: protein binding. The transcript has 14 exons. NCBI's taxonomy places the organism in Eukaryota, Viridiplantae, Streptophyta, Magnoliopsida, Proteales, Proteaceae.
AUAUAAAUAGAGUAACUCAGCUAUACCUUUGUGAACUCUGAACAAAAGGUAGUAGCUUUUUUUAUAUCUACUAAUCAGUUCUUUAAUGGAGGCGGCAACGGAUUCGCAACCACCAACGGCGGAAUCACAGGAGCCGAAGAAAGAGACCGAGGACGAAAUCUUGCUCUCCAAAGCACAGAACUUAAUAUCAAAGAUUACAUCUUCUCAAGCAAACCCUAACUCCAACGUUCUCCAUGCUUUGGCUUCCAUUCUUGAGACGCAAGAGUCCAGAUACAUGGAGGAGUCAGGUCAUUCUUCUGUCACUAAUGGGCGGGCUUCUCAUAAUAUUGGAAGGCUGGGGAACUUGGUCCGGGACAAUGAUGUUUUCUAUGAGCUUAUAUCCUAUAAGUUUCUUCUUAUGGAAACUAGAUACUCCACCAGCAUUCGAGCAGCUUCUGCAAGGGUACUUCUUAGCUGUUCGGCAAAUUGGAUGUAUCCUCAUGUCUUUGAAGAUGCUGUUCUGGAGAACAUCAAAAGCUGGGUGCUGGAUGACAAUGCCAGGUCUUUUGGGGAUGAAUGCAAUAGAAAGCAUGAUUUGGGGAGUGAGACACCCACAGAUUCUGAAAUGCUGAGAACAUAUGCUACUGGACUUCUUGCUUUAUGCUUAGCUGGUGGAGGUCCAGUGGUUGAAGAUGUGUUAACGUCUGGAUUGUCAGCCAAGCUCAUGCGUUAUCUUCGCACAAGGGUUCUCGGGGAAACAAGUACAAGUCAAAAAGAUGCUAGUUAUCUAACAGAAAAUAAGAAUACAUCUGGUACUUCUUGCAUAAAAGGUAGAGAAGAAAGUAGAUGUAGGUUCCGGCAGGUAAUGGAUGCCACUCAAUUAGAUGGUCCUAGGUUAGUAGAUGAGGGAUUGUUAGAUGAUCACAGUGGGGAGAGGGAUCAUGAUAAAGGCAUGGGUAUUAGACAAGCCCGAGGUGAAGAGUGUUUGGGCGAUGGAGGAGAGUCACUAAAAUCUCGAGAAUAUGCGGAUGACUUACCUGAGGGGGUUGAUGUGUUUGAGGUAGAUGAGGAUGACGUUGAACAGCUUGGUGAGGAAAGAAGGCAAAAUCAUGAUUUGCAUGACGGGAGGGAACAUUUUGGGGACAGAUACAGUACAGGUAGAUCCAUGAGAGAUGAAGAUGCUGAAGAGAACAUAAGAGAUGAUUCAUCAAGGCGCAGGACAAACCGUGCAUGGGCAAGGAUUAGAGGAAAGGGAAGGGUUAAUGAAGGAGCUGUAGACAAUGAAAGAGCUUUGACCCCUCUAGGAUCUGGAGUACGUUUAGGACAAAAUCGGGGUGUCAGGGAGAGGAAUCAAAUAAGAAAUCAAGAUUUCAAGAGAGUACCUGAUGUCAAAAAGUCUUCGGAAAGGAUUGAUGCUGAUGGAUUUAUUGCGUCGACAGAGGAUAACGAUGAUCGUUUUCUAGAUUGCAAAGUUGGCACGAGGGAUAUCUCUGAUCUGGUAAAGAACGCAGUAAGAGCUGCUGAAGCUGAAGCCAGAGCAGCCAAUGCAUCUGCAGAGGCAAUGGAGGCAGCUGGUGAUGCUGCCGCUGAACUUGUGAAGAGUGCCGCUAUAGAGGAAUUUAAGAGUACAAAUAAUGAAGAAGCUGCAGUUUUAGCUGCUUCAAAAGCGGCAUCUACUGUUAUAGAUGCUGCUAAUGCAACUGAGGUCUCAAGGAGCUCCAGUAAUCUAGCCAAGGAUUCGAUUUGUUCAAAGGCCACAGAACCAGACAAAGAUGAGGAGUUAGAAGGUUCGUUUGUUUUGGACACUGACUCCCUUGCACGGUUGAGAGAAAAGUACUGUAUUCAAUGUCUUGAGACACUUGGAGAAUAUGUUGAAGUCCUGGGCCCUGUUCUUCAUGAAAAAGGGGUGGAUGUCUGUCUUACACUACUGCAACGGAGUUUGAAAAAAAAAGAGACAGCAGCUGUCACGAAUCUUCUGCCUGAUGUGCUGAAGCUAAUCUGUGCUUUAGCUGCCCAUCGUAAAUUUGCUGCAUUAUUUGUUGAUCGUGGUGGCAUGCAAAAACUUCUUGCUGUCCCGAGGGUUGCUCAGACUUUUUUGGGUCUUUCUUCCUGCUUAUUUACCAUUGGUUCUCUUCAGGGAAUUAUGGAACGUGUAUGUGCUCUUCCUCCAGAUAUUGUCAACCAAGUGGUUCAGCUAGCUCUCCAGCUUCUUGAGUGUCCACAAGAUCAAGCCAGAAAAAAUGCUGCUAUUUUCUUUGCUGCUGCAUUUGUCUUCAGAGCAAUUGUGGACUCUUUUGAUGCACAGGACGGUUUGCAGAAAUUUCUAAACCUGUUACAUGCUGCUGCCUCAGUGAGGUCAGGUGGUAAUUCUGGGACACUGGGUUUGUCCAAUCUGGGGUCUCUUCGAACUGACCAGUCACCUGCAGAGGUGCUGACUGCGUCAGAGAAGCAAAUAGCUUACCACACCUGUGUUGCUUUGCGGCAAUACUUCAGGGCACACCUUCUCUUGCUUGUGGACUCCCUUCGUCCUAACAAAAAUCGAAGUGCCGCCCGACAUAUUCCAAGUGCCAGGGCUGCCUACAAGCCACUUGACAUUAGUAAUGAGGCCAUGGAUGUAGUGUUUUUGCAAACACAGAGGGAUCGGAAGCUUGGCCCUGCAUUUGUAAGAGCUCGUUGGGCUGCAGUGGAGAAGUUCUUAUCCUCCAAUGGGCAUAUUAUUAUGUUGGAAUUAUGUCAAGCCCCAACUGUUGAGCGCUACUUGCAUGACUUGGCUCAAUAUGCAUUGGGUGUUCUUCACAUUAUUACAUUGGUACCUAACGGCCGUAAACAGAUUGUGAAUGUCACAUUGAGCAAUGAUCGUGUUGGUAUGGCAGUUAUUUUGGAUGCGGCAAAUGGUGCUGGGUAUGUAGAUCCUGAGGUUAUUCAGCCAGCACUAAAUGUGUUGGUUAAUCUUGUUUGCCCGCCCCCUUCAAUUAGUAACAAGCCACCUGUGCUUCCACAAGGUCAGCAGUCUAUUUCAGUUCAGAGCUCAAAUGGUUCUGCUGUGGAGAAUAGAGAAAGACAUGCUGAAAGAAAUGUUGCCUUGCCCGUUCAGAAUGAGUCCAGGGAGCGGAAUGGUGAAUCUGCUGUUGUGGAACGUGGCUUCUCAGCAGUACUAAGUACACCGGGUAAUUCACAAGCAGUACUUACUACACCGGGUAAUUCACAAGCAGUAUUUAGUACACCGGGUAAUUCACAAGCAGCUGUUCCUACUGUCACUUCUUGGGUGGUGGGAGAUCGUAGGAUAUCUUUAGGUCCUGGAACAGGUUGUGCUGGCCUUGCUGCAAUGUUGGAACAAGGAUAUCGUCAGGCAAGGGAGGCUGUUCGUUCCAACAAUGGAAUAAAGGUUCUUCUGCAUCUUCUCCAUCCUCGUAUACUCACACCUCCUACUGCUCUUGACUGUAUACGUGCUCUUGCCUGCCGAGUCCUGCUUGGUUUAGCCAGGGAUGAAUCAAUUGCACAUAUUUUGACGAAGCUUCAGGUGGGGAAGAAACUCUCAGAGCUUAUUCGAGAUUCAGGCAACCAGACGCCUGGUUCAGAGCAGGGCAGGUGGCAAGCAGAACUUGCCCAAGUAGCAAUAGAGUUGAUUGGGAUCGUGACAAAUUCAGGACGUGCAAGUACACUAGCAGCUACUGAUGCUGCUGCCCCUACUUUGAGGCGUAUAGAAAGAGCAGCUAUAGCUGCUGCCACUCCUAUAACCUACCAUUCCAGGGAGCUUUUACUCCUUAUGCAUGAACACCUUCAAGCAUCUGGCUUGACCAAUACUGCUGCUUCAUUGCUAAAAGAGGCUCACUUGACACCUUUACCAUCUAUGGCAGCACCACCUUCACUCCUACACCAAACUUCUGUUCAAGAAACUCCACACACUCAAAUUCAGUGGCCAUCUGGUCGCGCCUCUGGUGGGUUUCUUUCAGAUACAUCAAUACCAACAUCGCGGGAUGAGGAUUCCAGCCAGAAGACUGAUUCAGUUGUGCUUUCUUCAAAGAAGAAACCACUAGUUUUUUCAUCUAAUCUCAGUUUUCAUUCAAGAAAUCAGCCUCUGUCUGAUCCACCAUCAACCAGCAAGAUUCCCAGUUUUUCAAAGAAUGAAUCCGCAGCUUCUGGGGUAUCAGUCACUUCAGCAGUGUCUGUAGUAAAGCCUUGUGCAAAUACAGAACCCCAAUUUAAGUCUCCAAUUGUGUUACCAAUGAAACGGAAACUAACAGACUCAAGGGAUGGUGGAUUUGCUUCGCCAGGGAAGCGACAUGCGAUUGGUGAGCAUGUGUUUCGGUCUCCAAUAUGCCAGACACCCCCUGUUGUCCGUAGAAGCACUCAAACAAUGGAUUCCAUUGGUUUGUUCGUCACACCAAACUGUAGUCAGCGAGAUCAAUGUGGGCGCUCCACUUCAAGUGGCAUUGUUAUUGAUAAUUUGGAUGAUGGCCAGUUCAAUAGUACCCCUUCAGGGCAGAUUACUCCCUCUUCCUCCCAGCCCGGUCUCCUUGCUGACUCACUACCUAGUAAUACAGAGCGAGUCACUCUAGACUCUCUUGUGGUGCAGUAUCUGAAGCACCAGCAUCGCCAAUGCCCUGCUCCAAUAACAACUUUACCUCCGCUUUCUCUCUUACACCCACAUGUGUGUCCUGAACCAAGAAGAAGUGUGGAUGCACCUGCAAAUGUGACAGCUAGGCUAAACACACGUGAGUUCAGGAACCAUUAUGGUGGAAUCCAAGGAGACCGUAGGGAUCGUCAGUUUGUCUACAGUAGAUUCAGGCCAUGGCGCACUUGCCGGGAUGAUGCUACCCUCCUGACAUGCAUUACUUUUCUGGGAGAUUCCUCCCAGAUUGCCACUGGCAGCCAUUCUGGUGAGCUCAAGAUUUUUGACUCGAACAGUGGUAAUGUUCUGGAGACCUCCACGAGCCACCAGUCACCAGUUUCACAUGUCCAGUCGGCCCUGUGUGGGGAUAGCCAACUGAUUCUCUCUUCAGGAACUUAUGAUGUGCGAUUGUGGAAUGCCUCUUCAGUUUCAGGAGGGCCGAUGCAUACAUUUGAUGGACGCAAAUUGGCACGGUUCAGUAACUCAGGGACCACAUUUGCAGCCCUAUCAUCAGAGUCAUCCAGGCGUGAAGUUUUCUUGUAUGACAUCCAAACCUACAAUCAAGAAUUGAAGCUGUCUGAUACCUUAACAAAUUCUUCAGGUCCAGGCAGAGGGCAUGUACAGUCCCUUAUACAUUUUAGCCCAUCAGACACAAUGCUACUGUGGAAUGGAGUCUUAUGGGAUCGGCGGGGUUCUGGCCCUGUUCAUCGUUUUGACCAGUUCACUGAUUAUGGUGGUGGUGGAUUCCAUCCUGCUGGAAACGAGGUGAUCAUAAAUUCGGAAGUAUGGGAUCUCAGAAAAUUUAAGCUUCUCCGCAGUGUACCUUCUUUGGACCAGACAGUCAUAACAUUCAACGGACAUGGGGAUGUAAUUUAUGCAAUCCUCCGGAGGAAUCUUGAGGAUAUAACAUCGGCAGUACACACCCGACGUGUUAGGCACCCACUUUUUUCUGCAUUCCGCACUGUGGAUGCUGUUAGCUACUCAGACAUUGCCACAGUCCCGGUUGACCGCUGUGUCCUUGAUUUUGCCGCAGAGCCAACUGAUUCUUUUGUCGGUUUGGUAUCUAUGGAUGACCAUGAGGAGAUGUUUGCUUCUGCAAGGCUCUAUGAGAUAGGCCGAAGACGGCCAACUGAUGAUGAUUCUGAUCCUGAUGAUGCUGAAACUGAGGAAGAGGAUGACGAUGAUGAUGACUCAGAAGCAGAUGAGGAUCCGAUAUUGGGAACCGACCUAGAUGCUGACAUUGACAGUGAUGGUGAUGAUAUGAGCAAUGAUGACGAUGAUGAUGAGAGUAUAGACGAAGUGGAUGAUGAUGAUGAAGAUGGAGACUUCACUAUUGAAGAUGUGGAUUAUGAUGGUGGUACAGGAAUUUUUGAGAUUGUAACGGAGGGUGAUGAAGAGGAUAGUGAGCUGGUUGGAUCUUUCAGUAGUGGGGAAGAAGGGGAUAUUGACAAUCGGUUUGGUUUUUGAUGUUAUAUUUGAGAGGGGGAUUGCCACGCCACCGGCCUGUUAUCAAUCCCCACGCUCAAACAAUGGAAGCGCAGGAGCAGGUGGG